AUGGCCUCCAAGACCACCACGGCCUUUGCCCUCCUCUCCCUCGGGCCAGCCCUUGCCCUGGCCCAGGGAAAGCGCGGCCUCGCCUACAACGACGCCGCCCUCGCAAACCUCUUCAAUGGCCACGACCAAGUCACCUGGGGCUACAAUUGGGCCAUCCAUCGCAACGGGCUCGACAACUCCCACGAGUUCUCGCCUAUGCUCUGGGGCCUCCCUUCCUCGCUAAGCCCCGAAUGGACCGCGGCCGUCCAGACCGCCGGCGUCGAAAACAUCCUCUCCUUCAACGAGCCCGACCUCGGCUCCCAGGCCAACAUCUCCCCCUCGGAUGCUGCGGCCGGCCACCUGGCGUACCUUGAGCCGUUCGCUGGCCAGGUGCGCAUCUCGACCCCCGCCGUGACCAACGGCCCGCCCCCCAACAUGGGCACCGGCUGGAUGGACCAAUUCUUCCAGCACUGCAACACCUGUACUAUCGAUUUUGUAGCAAUCCAUUGGUACGCGAACAACGAUCCCGAGGGAUUCAAAUCGCACGUGCAGCAGUUUUACGACAAGUACCACCGUCCGAUCUGGAUCACCGAGUUCGCGGCGAGUGGGUCCGAGGAGGAGCAGAUUUCGUUCCUGCAGGAUGUUCUGCCGUGGCUUGAUGCGCAGGAUUAUGUGGAGCGAUAUGCGUACUUUGGUGUGUUUCCUGGGUUCCUCAUCAAUGAGGCUGGGAAUGGGCUUUCGGCGCUCGGGGAGGUCUAUGCUACGUAUAGUGGAUAG
Molecule: messenger RNA, 756 nt
Organism: Aspergillus calidoustus
Lineage: Eukaryota; Fungi; Ascomycota; Eurotiomycetes; Eurotiales; Aspergillaceae
Source: the annotation of a GenBank genome assembly